Prosopis cineraria is the source of this 1652-nucleotide messenger RNA. RefSeq names its product transcription factor bHLH30-like. Gene Ontology annotation, molecular function: protein dimerization activity; DNA-binding transcription factor activity. The record is from RefSeq and is a predicted model, not a curated record. Bases 238 to 1380 code for a protein of 380 amino acids. Gene Ontology annotation, biological process: regulation of DNA-templated transcription. NCBI's taxonomy places the organism in Eukaryota, Viridiplantae, Streptophyta, Magnoliopsida, Fabales, Fabaceae. The transcript is spliced from 4 exons.
CCACAAAGGUUAUUGUGGCAUCACAACAAUACUUUCCCCAAGUGAUGAUACAGAUUUCAGUCUAACACAGACAUCAAAGCCGUCUCUUGCCCUUUCCAGAUUCACCACCACCCACUCAACCCAAUACACAGAAAAAAGAAAUAAACUCAUAUCAUAUCACACACACACAGACCCAUCAUGAGAGGACAAGAACAAGAAGAACAACAACUCCUUUAUUAAUUUAAUAAAGGGACAAGGAUGAAAAACCAGGAAGAUCAAGGAAAGUGUUCAUCUUCUCAAGCCAUCAAUAACAUUCACAGCUAUCAAGAACAGCUUCUUCUUCACCAAAUGAUGCAGCAACAGCUAAACGCCGACGUUUUCGGAGGUAAUUCUGAUAACAACAACAACAACAACGAAAGAGGAUUGAUGUUUCCUGAGGUUUCUCCAAUCUUUCAUCCGCCGCCGCCGCAGCAGCCGCCAUGGUCUCUCCCUCCGGUUCACUCGUUCAACCCGGUCCGAGACACCGACCACCAGUUCUUGGUCCCUCCGCCGUCAUCUUCGCUCUACCCGGGUCUCUUCAACCGCAGGGUUCCUUCCCUGCAGUUCGCUUACGACGGUCCGUCCAAUUCCGAUCACCACCAUCUCCGGAUCAUUUCCGACACCCUCGGUGUCGGACCCGUCGGGGGUCAACCCAGCUCAGCUCCCUUCGGCCUCCAAGCCGAGCUUGGCAAGAUGACGGCUCAAGAAAUCAUGGACGCCAAGGCUCUCGCGGCCUCAAAGAGCCACAGCGAAGCCGAAAGAAGACGCCGCGAGAGAAUCAACAACCAUCUCGCCAAGCUUCGAAGCUUAUUGCCCAACACAACCAAAACAGACAAAGCUUCGUUACUAGCAGAAGUAAUCCAGCAUGUGAAGGAGCUGAAGCGUCAAACUUCAAUAAUAGCAGAAACAAGCCCGGUGCCGACGGAGGCCGACGAGUUGACGGUGGACGAUGCUUCCGACGAGGACGGCAGGUUCGUGAUCAAAGCCUCGCUUUGCUGCGAAGACAGGUCCGAUCUCUUGCCGGAUCUCAUCAAAACAUUGAAGGCCCUAAGGUUGAAAACAGUCAAGGCAGAGAUCACCACGCUCGGCGGCCGCGUGAAGAACGUCUUGUUCAUGACCGGAGAAGAAGACGAGUUGGGCUGCGGUGGCGGCGGAAGCCAGGAACAGAGACAGCAUCAGCACUGUAUAAGCUCCAUACAAGAGGCUUUGAAGGCAGUGAUGGAGAAGAACGGUGGAGGUGAUGAGAAUGGGAAUGUGAAGAGGCAAAGAACUAAUAAUAAUAUCAAUAUCCUCGAACAAAACAGAGAGAGGGAACGGAUCCUUUUCGUGAAAAGAGAAACCUUAGAUAAAGUCCCAACAUAGAAAAUGAAGUGUUGAUGAUGGCUCUGUGAAACCGAACCCAAAUGUUUUCAAGACACUCAGCAGCUGGGCAUUCCUGUAAUAUUGUAAUGAACACUUGUACUCUCUCUCUCUCUCUCUAUACCAUUGCAUGGCAUUAAUGUGUGUUCCAAUCUGGGAAGGCCACGAUUCAGUUAUCAUCAUGGAUCGGCUGUGUACGUUCACACCACAGAUCACCUCGGGCCCCAGUACUCAUGGGUGAUUCAAUACCAAAAGAAACCAACCGGUCAGUUGGA